GCAACAGUUUGAGUUUUGUUCUAAUUUUCAGCGCUUUGUAGCUACUCGUGCCAGCUGCUGUUUUUUAGCGAGUAGUAAAUUUAGUUGCUUUAAAUUGGAUUUCUCUUCCUGGGGCUGCAUUUAGACUUGUAAGCCGUAAAAAUGAGUGACUUGGGGUGCUAUGAUCCCGGUCGUUUCAAGUUUCCCGACAGCGACAAGGCCGUUCCAGCCGAAACCCGAGCUGUAUUUCAGCGGGCUUGCGCCGGGUUCGCCGACGCAUACGUCCUCUUGAUGGCAGCCGACCACUUUGACCGUUUAACCCCUGGCAUGAUGGCAGCCGUAGCGAAGCUUCCCGUCCGUUAUACAUAUCUCGGUCAGCUGACAUCAUCUGGUGACAUGGCUCGCCAAAAGAUCAACUUACAGUUUGCAGUCAAGAACCAGCUUACUCAGAACGCUGCGAAUCAUCUACCGGCCAAGAAAGCGGAAUCUUCUGACGAGGACAGCUCGGAAGACGAAAAACCAAAGAAAACCCCGGCUGCUAAUGCGACCGUAAAACCCGUUUCGGCGAUCAAGCCGAAUACUGCAGCGACGGCUCCAGUGAAACCCAGCCCGGCGAAGAAAGCGGAGAGCUCGUCGGAAGACAGCUCCGAUGAGGAUCCAAAGCCUAAAACGGCGAUCCCUGCGAAGGCACCAGUGAAGGCUGCACCUACUCCUACACCAGCGGCGAAACCCAGUCCGCCGAAGAAGGUUGCUGAGUCGAGUUCGGAUGAAGAUUCUGACGAUGAGCUGCCUGUGAAGAAGGUCUCACCAGGCGGCUUUGCCAAUAAACCCGCUCCUCCUGCACCUGCUAAAACAACGCCCGUAGCUGCGAAACCAAAGCUUGAAUCUUCGUCAGACGAAGAUUCCGACGACGAGACACCGGCCACAAAGAAGGUUCCCGCAAAACCUGCACCGGUUGCGGCCAAAGCCAGCGUUGUGCCUCCCGCCAAACAACCAGCUAAGAAGGCGGAGAGUUCCAGUGAAGACAGUUCAUCAGAAGAUGAGAAGCCGAAAAAGCCAGCGCCCGUGAAAGCUUUGCCGGCGCAACCGGCUAAACCGGUCGCAGCUGCUCCUGUACCGGCAAAACCGACGCCUGGAAAGAAACAACAGCCCGAAUCUUCGAGUUCCGAAGAGUCUGAAGAUGAACUGCCAAAGAAACCUGCAGCGCCUGUUCCAGCAAAGACACCCGUGGUCACUCCACUAGCAAAACCCGCACUGAACAAUGCGAAACGGAAGGCGGAAUCGGAUUCAUCCGAUGAGGAUGAUUCGGAUGAGGACGCCAAACCGAAGCCAGCAGCACCGAAAGCGAAUUCACCGGCCAAGAUUGCAACGCCAGCCCCAGCGGCUAAAGCGGCAUCUCCCGUAAAAACACCCGCGAAGAAACCCGAAAGUAGCAGUGAGGAGAGUUCAUCGGAGGAUGACAAGAAGAAGACAGCCGUUACCGCUAAGCCAGCAGCGGCAUCCCCAGCGGCUAAACCGGCAUCUGCAGUGAAACCGGUUGCCAAAAAACCCGAGAGCAGCAGUGAGGAGAGCUCGUCGGAAGAUGAUAAGAAGAAAAAGACACCAGUUCCUGCUAAGCCAGCAGCCAAUGCGCUGCCUGCCAAGCCCAAAACGGCCGUUCCACCUGUUGCGGCGAAAACCACUCCGGGAAAGGCACCCGUACCGGAAUCGUCUAGCGACGAUGAUUCUGAGGACGAGUUGCCAAAAAAGGCAGUACCGGUAAAACCUGCAGCGACACCGCUGGCGAAACCGGCUGCGGCACCACCAGCGAAACCGACUCCGGGCAAGAAACUGAUGCCGGAAUCAUCCAGCGAUUCUGAUUCGGAAGAUGAACUGCCGAAAAAACCGGCAACGCCCGCAGCUGGAGCGGCAGGAAAGAAUGUGGCGGUGAAUUCUGCAACGAAACCAGCGCAGAACAAUGUUAAGCGAAAAGCCGAGUCCAGCAGUGAGGACGAUUCGGAUGAUAAUACCGGGCCAUCGGUGUUCAGCAAAAGCAAUGGGACGCCGGCGGGAAAAAAGAUUGAAGCCGGAUCGGCUGUAAGUGAAGCCGUCGGCGAUGGGGAAGAAAAUGAAGACGUAAACGGAAUGGAUGCCGACGAGGCGACGGAGAAUGGGCCCAACGCCAAAAAGCGUCGCUCGUCGCCGUUUCGUCGUGUGAAAGAAGCUACCGUGGAGGAACUGCAUUCUACCGCGGCGGAUCCACGUUUAUUAGAUAAUUCUUAUCGGGCGUUCAGGGAUGGAAUGGGCGAUGCAGAUUGGGCGGAUAAGGCGGCGCAGGACUUUCGCACCGUGAAAGGGAAGAAUUUCCGCCAUGAGAAAACCAAGAAAAAGCGCGGGUCAUACCGUGGUGGCAAGAUUAAUACAGGAAUAAAUUCUGUUAAAUUCGAGUAAUUUAAUCCUUUGUUAUUGUUGUUACUUUUUGAUGAUGUAUCCAUUCCCUGGUGGCGGAAUGUGUCGUCUAAGUAAUCUUUAUUUUUUCUCCUUCUCUGAUGGAAAUAUUUUUGUGUGGAUUUAGGAUUACAAUGAACGCCCGAAAAGAU
Paramacrobiotus metropolitanus is the source of this 2558-nucleotide messenger RNA. Its product is annotated as nucleolar protein dao-5-like. The record is from RefSeq and is a predicted model, not a curated record. NCBI's taxonomy places the organism in Eukaryota, Metazoa, Tardigrada, Eutardigrada, Parachela, Macrobiotidae. Gene Ontology annotation, cellular component: nucleolus; nucleoplasm. Bases 142 to 2409 code for a protein of 755 amino acids. The transcript is spliced from 6 exons.